AUGGAAAACCAGUUCUUUUUGAAUGCUGGAUUUGAACCUUCAAUGCCAACAUGGCAAUCACUUUCUUCAGCCAUGGAAAUUCAACCAACAACACUUCUAAAUUGUUCCUCUGACCAAAACCAAGAUUGUUUUUUCAACCCAAAUUGGGAAAAGUCAACGGAUCAACAAAAUCAUCACUUUGAUUCUUCAGCACUUAGUUCAAUUGUUUCAUCCCCAAUUUCAUCAUCACCACCCAAUGAAAAUUUCAUGAUGAGGGAAUUAAUAGGAAAGUUAGGAACUUUUAGAAACUCUUGUGAUGAGAUCUCACAACAUUUUGUGAAAGAGAAUAUGCAAAAUAUGAAUUCAAGUGUUGAUCUUGGUUUUGUUGAAAGGGCUGCAAAGUUUUCUUGCUUUGGAAGCAAAAGUUUCAAUGAAAGGAGUAACAACCAAUUUGUGAUGAAAAACAACAAUGUUGAGUUUGUUCAAAGAUCUGUUAAAGUAAUGGAAAAUGGGAAGAUACUACCAAGAGUUUCAAGUAGUCCUUCACUCAAAACACUUGUGUCACAAAUUAAUAACAUAGAGAACAAGAAUGAAAAUGGGAGAAUGGAAGUGGCUAAUUCUCAAGAAGAAUCUACAAUUUCUGAGCAAAAUACACCAAAUGGAGAAAUGGGUGUCAAAGUUUCACUUGAUAUUAUGAAUUCAAGGAAAAGAAAAGCUUCUUCUUCUAAGGGAAAAGCUUCAAAUUCUUCCAGUCCAAAGAAGGGUGUUGAAGGUAGUGGUGAAGAGUCAAAUGCAAAGAAAAGUAAGUCAAAUGAAGGUGAGAGAAAUGAAAAUGGUGGCAUGAAUAUGGAGGAAGAUUCCAAAGAAGGUACUACUAAUGCAGGGGAAGAGAAACAGAACAAGAGUAAUUCAAAACCUAUUGAACCUCUAAAAGAUUACAUCCAUGUCAGAGCAAGAAGAGGUCAAGCUACUGACAGUCAUAGUCUUGCAGAACGUGUACGGAGGGAGAAAAUCAGUGAAAGGAUGAAACUUCUGCAAGAUCUUGUACCAGGUUGCAAUAAGGUUACUGGAAAAGCACUUAUGCUUGAUGAAAUUAUAAAUUAUGUUCAGUCAUUGCAACGUCAAGUUGAGUUUUUGUCUAUGAAAUUGUCUUCUGUUAACACAAGGAUGGAUUUAAGUAUUGAAAGUCUUGUAUCAAAAGAUGUAUUUCAAUCAAAUAAUUCAUUGCAAAAUUCAAUAUUCCAAUUAGAUUCCCCAGCACCAUCCUUUUAUGGACAAAACCAAGCUAUUCAUAAUAACAUUCCUAAUACAACUGUGACCCAUUGCUCAGUGGACACAUUAGAUCCUUCUUUGUCCCAAAAUGUUGGCAUGCAUUUACCUCUUCUAAAUGGGUUUAAUGAAGCUGCCUCACAGUAUCCAUUAACAUUUUGUGAGGAGGACUUACACACUAUUGUUCAAAUGGGAUUUGGCCAAACUUCAAACAGGAACACACCAAUACACUCCCCAAGUUUCAACGGUUCAAAUCAAGCAUCACAAAUGAAAAUUGAGCUCUAAUCACCUUUCAUUAUGCCUGAAUUGAAGCCCAAAGGGAUAGGAAAACUGCUGUACACAAAAAAAAAAAAAAAAUUAAUUCCAACUACCCCAUGGAUUAUUUAAGCCAUUCUUAUUAGGUCUAUUAAAUAGAACUUUUUUUUAGACUUUUAAGUUAAUCAUUUCACUUUUUUUUCUUUCUCUUUAUAUCAUUUCAGUUUCUAAUCUUCAAGUUUUUUUUUUCAACUUAUUUACUAAAUUUUACCAUUAUUCAAUGUAAAAUCUUAGGACCGAUUAUGUAUUCUAUGGUGCAAAUUAUUAUUGUUACAUAGCACCAAUUGUAAGAUAUAGUGCUAAUUAAUUAAAGGAAAAAUUUGAAACAAGUUUCAUUA
Molecule: messenger RNA, 1901 nt
Organism: Cicer arietinum (chickpea)
Lineage: Eukaryota; Viridiplantae; Streptophyta; Magnoliopsida; Fabales; Fabaceae
Product: transcription factor bHLH62-like
Biological process (GO): regulation of DNA-templated transcription
Cellular component (GO): nucleus
Molecular function (GO): DNA-binding transcription factor activity; protein dimerization activity
Source: RefSeq, a predicted model, not a curated record